AUGGGAACACCCGAUGUUCGAGUAGACACUCGUCUAAACAAAUACCUCUGGUCAAAAGGAGUCAGGAAUGUCCCCUUCCGUGUCCGUGUUAGGCUGUCACGAAGACGUAAUGAUGAUGAGGACUCUGCCCACAAACUGUUCACUUUGGUGACCUAUGUACCAGUAGCCUCCAUCAAGGGCUUGCAGACAGAGAAUGUUGAUGCUAGCCAAGAAUAA
This is a messenger RNA of Arctia plantaginis, 216 nucleotides long. Lineage: Eukaryota; Metazoa; Arthropoda; Insecta; Lepidoptera; Erebidae. The record is from the annotation of a GenBank genome assembly.